Molecule: messenger RNA, 5402 nt
Organism: Cynocephalus volans (Philippine flying lemur)
Lineage: Eukaryota; Metazoa; Chordata; Mammalia; Dermoptera; Cynocephalidae
Gene: PROSER2
Product: proline and serine rich 2
Exons: 4
Coding region: 214-1635 (473 amino acids)
Source: RefSeq, a predicted model, not a curated record
GAGCGCGCAUGGGCCGGCGGGCGCUGGACGUCCGGCGAGGCGCGCGCGGGUGACUGGCGUGCAAGCGGCUCGAGGGCUCCGGGUCGCGGUUCGCGUGGGCACCUGCCGUCCCAGGGAGGGGGCUCCCACUAGAAGUAAUCCACUACCUCAGAAUGGGAUACUAGCUCCUGCUCCACUUCCUGUGAUCAAACCAGAACUGAAGUUUCUGUGGGGAUGCCUAUAAACCACCAGAAAUCAGACUCUUCGGAGAUGGACUCGGACAUGUCACCCAGCUGCAGGCACAGUGACCUGAGCAGAGGUGGGAGUUUGGAGAGUCGGAGUAGCAGUUCUCGGUCCAGAAGUUUCACUUUGGAUGAUGAGAGCCUGAAGUACCUCACACAUGAGGAAAAGGAUGUCAUCCUGUUUUUCGAAGAGACUCUUGAUUCCCUGGAAGACGGCUUUGAGGAGCCAGUGCUGUGUGACAGCGGUGUGCACUGCCACUCUCCGCGGCAUCUGGAAAACAGCUCUUCCAGCCCCUCUGAACCUGAAGAUGUCAUCGACUUAGUGCACCCAGCACCUGCCACAGGGGACACUGAGCACCUUCCAGACGUGCCUCAGGCAGCAGGGGCUGGACCUGUUGGGAAGGAAGAUGUCCCUGUCCCUGAAUGCAGGAAACAAGAUGCUGAGAAUUCUCCACCGCCAGACUCCGUAGUUCCAGAGGCCUUUCCCCAGCCACCUUCCCUGCCUGGCACACCAACUCCAGCCCAGCCCUGGAAAGAGCUGCUCCCCUCCGCCCCCCCAGCAGAGCACCCAAAACUACCCCGCUCAGUUCCUACUCCUCUUGUUAUCGCUCAGAAAAUCUCUGAGAAGUUGGCAGGAAACGAAGGCCUUUCGCCCACAUCCCCCUCAAAGGAGGGCAGGCCCGGAGAGUGGAAGACACCAACUUCUUCAGCCCCUCGAAACGGAGACCACCUCCUAUGGCACAGACACACGGCCCCGCCUGCUCCCAAGCUCCACCGCUUCCCCAGCAACAUCAGCGUGACCAAUGGCCCGGGGAGGGACUUCAACAAGACCAUCUCCAAGGCGGCUGUCAGCGUGCAAGAGCGGAAAGCCCAGGUCUUGGCCAACAUCAACGGUGUCUCCUUCCUCAGCACGGCCGAUGUGGAAGAGUGGUCGCAGAAGCGUGAUCUCGCAGAGCAGAGGAGAAGCUUCUCUCCGGAGCCGGCAGCACAUGACCCAGGCAGGCCAGGCCUGGGCAGAGAAGCCGAAGGCCCACAGGCAGGAGGGCAGCUGGGGGGCCAGCAGUCCCGGGCCGUGCAGACUGAGCCACCCUCCACGCUGGCCAACGGCUUCCAGAGCAUCCAUGACGUCCUAAAGAGCGAGCCCAGCCCCUUCGUGUCUUCUGGAAAGACCAUCACCUUCCUGCCCAACCCGGCCCUUACCAGCAAACUCGCCCGCCAACAGGCCACCACAGUCUUGUCCGAGCACCAGCAGCCCGACUGUGGCCAUGGUGGCAGGAGGCGCACAGGCUCCCUCCCUAGGGCUGUGGGCAUCAGACCCCAGGGCAUCACCGUCCAGUUCUCUGGCCGGGGCUCCACCGAGGAGGCCCGACGGGAGGCCCUGAGGAAGCUCGGACUGCUCAAAGAACACUUGUGACCUAGCCGGGGGCCAGGAAGCUGCAGGGCAGGCGGCCGGCAGAAGGGCUCGCACAGGCUUCUCUUUCCCCUCCCUGAAUAAAAGGGGCGAAAUGAGGUGUUAGCCCUGACACAGGGCUUGGCUCGCUCACAAAUCUAGGAGCUAGUGGGCCUGAAAGAGGCGAGCAGGCUUGAAGAGCAGCGGCAACAGUCCCCGGCUGCACCUGCAGAGGGCCAAAGCCCACUCCCGUCCCCUGUAACCAGGAAAGCCUGUCAGCUGCCAUGACUUGCAAACACGACGUCUUUUGGAUCUGGGAGGAGGGGUUGGAUCUGAUUUGUCCUUCUUGAGUCUAUAAUCUAGCCUUUCAUCCCAAAUGCAUAACAGGAAAGCCAGCUUAGAUGUGUUCUACUCAGGAUUUCCCCUCCUUUUCUAAGAAAGUAAAAAAGAAGUGCUUGUUAAAUUUUUACAGUGUCUUAAUAAUACUUUUCUGGUUUUUUUGUUUGUUUUGAAGGGUGAAGGAUGGUACUUUAACCCUAGAUAUGCUUGUUUCUUGAUGUAAUUUGGUUUGCCCGCUUUUUUAAAUUGAAAAUUGAAGCAAAACCUUUAGAGUAUGAUUUCUUAUAAUUUCGAGUUGUGGGAGUAAAAUAGAAAGACUGAGUUUGGGAAAGGUGGUAAUUUUGAGAAAACAAGUCUCAUCAGACUACAAGGUCUGUGUUACUGGGACAUAUGUGUAUGAGCCUGUGUUGUGUGCAUAUAUGUACAUAAUAUAUGUUUGACACAUGUUAACAUUAUACACAUAGGUAUUUGUGUGUGCACGCACAUUCAUUAUUACAUAAAUAUAAACUUCUGAAAACCCUAGUAACUAUAGAAUGCAAGCGUUUCCUAUUCUCUUGGUAGACACAGCCACCUCAACAUUGUGAUGGAUGGCAUUUCAAGAAAUUGUCACUUCCUAACGUGGAAGUCUUUUAAGGACACAUCUCCAUGAUAUUUUGGUGACCCAAAAGUGCUUUUUCCUCAACAGUGUGUUCUUCUGUUCCAAAUUAAAGUCAUAUUCCCUGCUUCCAAAUAAGCAAAAUAGUUUCCUUUUUAGUGAAGAACAUUUUAAGAGGUUAAUCUCCUUUAAUUGAUCUCCUAAUUUUAGUUUUGCAUGUUCCAAGGUAGCUGGUAAUCAGAAGGAAACAGAAGAUUCUUAAAGAUCCCCAGUUGAUUCUGUUCCAUGAGCAAUAUCUCAGUAUUUAUUUAAAAGGAAAACGCAGAGAACUAGGUUACACAGCAUGAAAAGAACUGGUUUUCUCCCAGACUGAGUCUUACAUGCUGAGCUGUGGCCACAAGCAGCACUAUCAAAACUAUUUAAGGCUGGAGUCUUAAACCUCUAAAAAUAGAAGUCACGCCCUUCUGUGCCUUUCGGCCAGCCCUUAACAAAGUUUGUUUCUUCCCUGUUGAGAAUUACUUAAAUUCAAACUUUUAAUUGUGCUGUGAAGGGCAUUUUUCAUAAUAUUCUAUUUGCCUUGUAAGUUACAUAAGAUGAAUGAUUAUAACUUUUUUCUUAGGGCCGAGCCCGUGGCACACUGGGCAGAGUGCGGCGCUGGGAGCGCGGUGACACUCCCGCCACGGGUUCAGAUCCUAUAUAGGAAUGACCGGUGCACUCACUGGCUGAGUGCUGGUCACAAAAAAGAAAAUAAAAUAAAAAAUAACUUUUUCCUUAGAACUUCAGUAUUUAAUGUCUUGUCCUGCUCUUGUUCUCAUGAAAUAAUCUCAUGGUUUCUUGAUGAGCUUAAUUUAAGUAGGUGCUUUUAUUUUAAGGCUUUUAAAAGUUGUUACUUUUAAUUUUACUCCUGUUUAUGCUGGACUUGUUUAAAGGAUUGUUAUGUUUCAUUUUUACAAAAUGACACGCCAUAUACAGUGUUUAAUAAUAGAGGUCUUGAUACGCUAACUUUUUAAAUAUUCUUUAUAUAUGAGGAUGAUUUCUUUUUUCCUUAUCCUAUGAUUUCUUUGUGAGUAGGGUGAACUUGACUGUAUAUUAUUAGUACAUUUGUUUUCACAAUAACAUUUUUGAAAAAUAAACUAGAGUUUUAUCUUCAGUAUAAUCAACUUUGUUUUCAUGUUAUGUACUAUAUUCUCAAUUACUCUCUUUUAAAUGGUUACAUCUUUUCCUUCUAUUUAUUCAUAAUUUCUUUUAUUUAUUCAUAAUUAUAUUGACUGUUACUCUGGUCAUUUCUUGUGCUCAAACCCUAGUAAUUAAAGCCAUAUGUUUUGUGUGAGGUUCAAAUUAUAGCUGCUAAUGAACUGACCUGUACAUGUAUGUAUUAUGUUAACAAAAGAUCUAGUUUGCUGAGGGGCAUUAGUUUCUUUACUAUAACAUAACUGUGUGACGUGAUGCUCUUGUCACCUGGCUCAAGGUAACUCGAAGGGUCAUAUUUCAAAGAAAAAUUGUAAUGAAAAGGAAAGAUGGAUCCCAAGAGCUCAGGUUUUUUCCAAGUGAUGUGUGAAAAUCAGUCCCCAUUUUUGUGAAGCUUUUGUCUUAAUAUUUAAAAUAAGGGGAAAAAAAUUCUUGUUUGCUUUUAGGAAGGUGUGUACAAAUGGCCAAGCUAGAGUCUCAUCUGCAGAUGGUAAUUUGCAGUUAGCAGUAUGACAACAUGAGGUAUGAGUUUCUUCAAAAAGUUCAUGGCAAAAUGAAAUUAAAAGAUAAUACCUCUCAGUGAUGAAGAAGCUUCUGGUUUGCCUGACUGUCGUGGACUCCAUGUAACUUUAAAGUUAAGGGGAGAAAAAGAAAAUGAUCUGAAACUCGCACAGUGGAAGAAAUGGCCUAGCAAAAAGCAGUCUGCCCUGAAGUACAGUUGACGAGGAAAGGGAGACAGCUUUCACUUAACAGCCUGUGGAAACUUCUUGCUUUGUUUUGGAAUGAUCCAUAAUUAUCACUGGGGAGAAAAUGGGUCUGCAGUGAAAGACCAGCUCUCACUAGAAGUCUCUCCAUGGUGGCUACAUAUCACGCAGGUUUUGUACAUUAUUCCUUCAGAUUUUAAGAAUCGAAGCUACUUCUAUGGGGGAAAAAAAAGAUAAGAUGAAUCUGCCCAUGAGCUUCUGAAGACCCCUUCUGUCUGCUCCAGUUCCUUCCUCCUCCUUAUCCCCUUUCUCAUACUUGGUUUCUGAUGUGCACACUUAUCUUCACAAAACAGACAGAAAUCUAAUCCUUGCUCCCCGCCCCCAUUCCACACCCCAGGUCACACCGUCUCUCAUAAGCUGGUUGAGAAGAAAAGGCACAGGCAGGAAGCUGAUUCCGGGGGGCUGCCCGUCAGGGAGUCGUGAGUGCGACAUACCCACGGCGUUUCCUAGCAGAGCCUGGGCUCCUGCAGCCAGACCCAACUCGGCCACCUGGGCUCUCUGCCCCUUUCAGGACUGCACCAGCUGACCUCUGCCAUACGCUAGUACUUCAGAGAGUGUGUGGAGAAGCAGAAUUAAGAGAACAUGAAUCCAUGAACUUUUUGAAGUGUCCUACAGGAUUCUUCACUGCAAGUUCCUGGUGGGCAGCUCCUGCUGUGGGGUGCCUGUUUGAAACUAGCUUUCCAGAAGAGCUUACUGGAGUUAAUAAAUGAGGCCUAUGGAACCCUUAGGAUUGACCUUUUUAUUUUAAAAAAAAUCAGAAAUAAUUUACUCUUAUCAAAAAACUUGUAAAUGUCAUGCUAAUGUUUUUCUAAUGACGAGACCCGUAAUGAAGACAUUGUUCCUCUGUGCGUGUGUUUCAUCGCUGUGACAUGGCAAGGUUAAUAAACUUUUUUCUCCUAAACUGC